Amoebophrya sp. A25 is the source of this 553-nucleotide messenger RNA. Lineage: Eukaryota; Dinophyceae; Syndiniales; Amoebophryaceae. The record is from the annotation of a GenBank genome assembly.
UUUGGAUUCAGGUGGAGGCUUCGCCGCGGGAGUGGCUGUGGAGGCUGCUCUUGGGCGUAAAGACUCCCUUGUUACUAGUACAGGAAGCUGCGUGAGCAUCCCUUGCUCUUCGCCUGCGUCAUCUCGAAGUUUUAAAAAAUCAGAACAGCCAACACUGCUGAAUGCAUCACAUAUAGUGGGCAAUCACGACAUGUCCCUCGGCGAGUGCGGGGAACAUGAUUGGAGCGCACGAACAAAGACAUCGGGAUCUCCAACAGUGUUGACACUCACGCGUGAAAGUCUAACGAAGGAAGUCCAGCAGCUACUUGAGGUGAGCAAAGCUUUCAGUUUCGAGUAUCAGCGAGAAUCGGUGGCCCCGGAAGUCCGACUUUUUCUACCGAAUACGGUUGAGAGCCCUGAAUACGAGGACCUAGCAAAAACUCGCAAGGAGGAGCUUUUGGAAAGCUGGCGUGCCUCGUCAGGCUCGGAGGCAGCUAUAAGCAAUAUUUUGAGCGCGCAAAUGGGCCAUCUUAACACUGAACAGCGCAACUCCUUACGAUGGGGGUAUCUGGAG